AUUCUAUAAUAUAGUUUACUACAAUUUCAGACACAAAAUGGCGGGCUUGGGCCCAGACAUGUCUGCCCUUAUUUUGCUUUCUCGGGAGAAUCUAAUUGGGUGUCUAAACAAGAUCCCAGGUCGUAAGCAGCUUGUGCUUGAACCUGAGUUGACCCGUCCUCUAGAUAGGAUUGCUGGCAUGUCAACCCUCUCCAAGACUGGGGUGGAGUCUGUUAUCAAAUUAGAACGUGGACCUGUUCCCCCCAUGCAACCAAAUUUAUCCAGGGUUUAUUUUAUUUCUGCAAAUCUAAUCCAGGCUAAAUAUGUAGCAGAUCAGAUAUCAUCACAAAUUGUUGGAGAAUCCGUUCUGAGUCCUAUUCAUCUAGUUCUUGUUCCAAGAAAACUGACAAGUAUUGAAAAUCUCUUCGAGGAAGAGGGCAUAUCAGGUUUUGUUACGAUGCAUCAGUUUUCUUGGGAGUUUAUUCCUUUAGAUUUCGAUCUGUUAUCUUUGGAGCUUCCAUCUUUCUUCCGUAAUCAGUUUUUGGGCCAGGAUCACUCUGGACUGGUGUCUGUAGCACGAGCACUCUGGGGAAUUCAGAGUAUAUAUGGCGAUAUACCAAAUCUCUUUGCUCACGGCAAAAGCGUGAAGAAACUGCUGAAUUUGGUCAAUGUGUUUUCCCUUCAAUACGGUCAACCUAGAACUAAACAGGCGGACAUAGGAUACAUCUAUAUAUUUGAGAGAGAUAUCGACUAUGCUUCCUGUCUUCUCUCUCCACUCACAUACGAGGGUCUUUUAGACGAGGUAUUCGGCAUCAGCUGCGGAACUGUGGAAUUUCCUAAAGAAGUGACUGGAACUGACACAACAACUAAACUACAACUUUCUUCCAAGGAUAAAAUGUUCGAAAAAAUACGGAAUAAACAUUUUGCGACAAUUUUCUCGGUCCUGGGCGUAACAGCUAAGCAACUUUCAGCAGCACAGGCCGCAGCAUCCAGUAUGAAUAUAAACGAGAUGAAGAGUUUUGUGCAAAAUGAUCUCAAACAUAUGAAAACGCAGUCAAAGGCUGUUGCAUUGCAUAUUGGAGCAAGUGAGAGAAUACAGAAACUGAAGGGAAGGAUGUUGGAAACACAACUACCAGUGGAACAUACGAUUAUUUCUGCAGAAAACAUAAGGGAUAGUAUUACUUAUAUAGAGGAGAGAAUGGCUCAGUUAGUUCCAGCCAAUAUUUCACUUCGGUUAAUUUGUCUUCUCUCAUAUUGUUCUGAUGGUUUAACUCAGAAUGAUUAUACCCGGUUAAAAACUCAGUAUAUCCAGGCCUACGGGUUUCAUCAUAUAAUUACCUGGUCCAAUCUUACCAAUCUUGGACUUAUCAAAAUCAAGGGAGGAGAGCUUGGAAAGAUUGGGGUUGUAUCCCAGGUAGCUGGGUUGGUCGGAGCUCAGAACAAAACAACAGGUUUUCAGGGACUGGUUAGAAAGUUAGGCCUGGUCAGCUCUUCAGAAAACCUUAGUUUAUCAGAUCCAAAUACUCCAGGGUACGUGUUUAACGGAGCCUAUACUCCUGUCGCCUGUAAGGUUGUUCAGGAAUUGAUAAAAGCAGUUUCACUGACAGGAAAGACUGGGGCUGCAGGCGCAAAAACCAGCUUUAGUGGGACUUCACUUGUGACUGAAGCUUUGAAAUUUUCACCAGGAGAAACUAUUAUUGACAUGAAGAGUCCUGGUGCACCCAAACUGGGGCUUGUGCUUUUUGUUGGAGGGUACACUAUGGCUGAAGUUGCAGCUUUCAGAUGGCUACAAGCGGCCACAGGUUGGGAGUUGAUCAUUGCUGGGACUGGGAACAUAUCAGCUAACCAUAUAAUCAGCCAGUGUGAGAAACUGUGAACCAGACAAGCAAGAGGGGCAACAAAUGAAAAAUUGGUUUUAAAGAAUUUAUUCUUAGAUAAAAACUAUGCUGGCUUUUAAGUUUAAAGGGACUGUUUGCUUAAUUUAGAGUGUCUCCAUGCAAAUAUGGCAAUGCCUGAUUUACAGCGGUACUCUUAAAACGUUAUUCGGAUCAACAAUUUGACAAAUAUUGUCGUUAUUUUAGGUUUAAAAGUGAUUUUGAUAGUUCUUGUAUAAAGGGGGGGGGGGCAUGAAACGU
Molecule: messenger RNA, 2114 nt
Organism: Eurytemora carolleeae
Lineage: Eukaryota; Metazoa; Arthropoda; Copepoda; Calanoida; Temoridae
Product: vacuolar protein sorting-associated protein 33B
Exons: 21
Coding region: 38-1855 (605 amino acids)
Biological process (GO): intracellular protein transport; vesicle-mediated transport
Cellular component (GO): CORVET complex; lysosome
Source: RefSeq, a predicted model, not a curated record